AUGAGCGCAGACAAGGACAUAGAAGCUGCCUUGAAGGAGGAGGUUAAGGAGGAGCUCAAGGAAGCUGCCAAAGCGGAUAUCAAGGACGAGCCGAAGGAGGACAAGGAAGAGCAUAUCAGUAAUCUCAAGGUCGAGGAUGUUGCUACUCCAGCCUCGGCUGACACUGCAAUGCCCGAAGCCCUGGUGGCUGACCCCCCAGUGUCUGCUCUCUCAGCAGAGACUUCCACUUCAGAGGCAGAGUCAACCAAGAUGGUUCCUCAGGAACCUCCUCAUCAAGAGAUGGUUUCUCAGGAGACAUCUAAGGAUGCUGCCCAAGACACCACCUCUCCGGAUACUUCUCCCAAAGAGACUAUAGCCCAGCACACUGCUGCUGAGGAGACCGGAUCCAAAGAACCCGCGUCUGAAGAGAUCGAUUCGCAGGUCACCACCACCAAGGAGGGUGCUCCUAAGGAAUCUGCUUCCCGAGAGGAUGCUGCUGUGCUCACUACCGCAGCAGUGGUGACCGCGGCAGCUGCUACAGAGGCAGUCGCGGAAAAGGCCGCCAGCCUCUCGGCGCCUGCAGUCGAGACUGCAAAGCUCCUUGACGAUUUCGAGGAUGUUCCAGACCCAGACGAAGAUGAUCUGGACGACCUGGAUGAUAUGUUGGACGAGUUCUCGGCAGUCAAGAUCGAUCAACCUAAGCUUGUGGAAGCUGCUUCUGCUAUUAAACCAGAAGCUCCAAAAGAUGCAGCUCCCUCUGGCAAGCAGCCUGAAGUUGAGGAUGCAUUUUCAGAAGAAGAGUUUGCCAAACAGUUACAGGCUGGUAUGGCUGAUCUCCUAGGCGAGCUUGAACAGUCCCCGGACAUGCAAGCUCAAUUCGAGGACAUCUUUAAGCACAUCGCUGCGGCGGAAGGGGCUGGUGAUGCGCCACCUCCAAGCUCCUCAAAGGGGCCAGCAUCUCAACCACCGCCCGAGGAUGCAUCUUUCCAAGAUACCAUUAAACGGACAAUGGAGAGGAUGCAGGCGUCAGGGGACCAAGCUACGGCUGCUGCUGCCUCAGGGUCCGGCGACGACUUCAUGUCCGAGAUGCUCAAGCAAUUAUCCUCAGGCGAUCUUGGCGACCUAGGAGGCGAGGGCAGCGAAGAGGAGUUCUCCAAAAUGCUCAUGGGCAUGAUGGAGCAGCUCACCAACAAGGAAAUCCUCUACGAACCUAUGAAGGAGCUUGAUGAGAAGUUCCCAGAGUGGCUAAUCAAGAAUCGUGACGCGACACCCAAGGAGGAUUUGAAGCGGUAUGAGGAACAACAAUCCAUCGUGCGUCAGAUAGUGGCCAAGUUCGAAGAGAAGACAUACUCGGAUUCCAACGCGACGGAUCGUGAGUUUAUCGUGGACAAGAUGCAAAAGAUGCAAGCAGCAGGAUCGCCACCCUCUGAUCUUGUUGGAGACAUGCAAUCGGCCCAAGAUGCCCUCAACCCAGGAGAUGAAGCCUGUAAUCCGCAGUAG
This is a messenger RNA of Fusarium pseudograminearum CS3096, 1479 nucleotides long. RefSeq lists its product as uncharacterized. Bases 1 to 1479 code for a protein of 492 amino acids. NCBI's taxonomy places the organism in Eukaryota, Fungi, Ascomycota, Sordariomycetes, Hypocreales, Nectriaceae. The record is from RefSeq and is a predicted model, not a curated record. The transcript has 4 exons. Gene Ontology annotation, cellular component: peroxisome; peroxisomal membrane. Gene Ontology annotation, biological process: protein import into peroxisome membrane.